GAGCAGAGCUGACCCAGCCUCUAUCACCCUGUCUUGAAUCCGUUUCUGUUGCACACCGAGAGAAAUUCAACCGACCAUGGAGACUGGAGUCCGCAUCCUCUUGGCUUUCCUCGUCCACCAGGUUGCUCAUGUGGGUGGCCAAGAGGAUGGAGGCCAUGAGGGCUGUGUGCCUGGCUUCCAGGUCAAACAUUACCAGGUGGCGUACAGUGGACCCUUCCAGAAAGGCCAGCCGCUCAUACAAGUCGAGUUUGAUGACUGUGCGGGGAAUGAAGACGUGACGUUCGAGGUGUCGGACCGCAGCUUCCGGGUGGACGGGGAUCUCAAUCUGGUUCCUCAUCAAGACGUCCCGUACGGCGGGCCAGUCCUCUUCAUCCACGGGGUCACUGCACAUGCAGAUGACGUGGCACAGGUGGAAAUCACUGGACUGCCGGUUCGGUCGUCGCACACUCUCAGGAAUAUCCUGGGUCUUGGCCAGACGCUGCCAUACAGAUCUAAGAGAUCCCUGCUGGUCCCUCCUAUGAUUGUAACUGAGAACCAGAGAGCUCCCUUCCCCAGGCUCAUUGGCAAGUCUCAUGUGAUUUCAACAGAGUCAGGGAACCACAUCUUCCGACUGACAGGCCCCGGUGCUGACCAGGAUCCCAAAGGUCUCUUCAUCAUUGACAUCGACACAGGAGAGGUGUCAGUCAGCCGCUCACUGGACCGGGAGGCCAUUGACUCCUACGAGCUGCAAGUAUCAACCACGGACUUCGCUGGAAACCUUGUUGAUGGACCCACCUUACUACUGAUAACUGUCAUCGACCAAAAUGACAACCGGCCCAUCUUCAAAGAGACACGUUACGCAGGAGAGGUGCUCGAGGGAUCCCCUACAGGCACCACAGUGAUGAGAAUGACGGCGUUCGACGCAGACGACCCCGCCACGGAUAAUGCUGCAUUGCGCUACAACAUCGUCAGGCAGUCACCAGACAAACCGUCCCCUAACAUGUUCUACAUCGAUGCGGAAAAAGGCGACAUUGUCACCGUCAUCUCCCCCACGUUACUUGACAGAGAGACGCUGCCCACCACAACAUAUGAGUUAGAGAUUGUGGCGAAGGACAUGGCAGGAAGUGAGGUGGGCCUAACAGGAACAGCCACAGCGACCAUUACCAUCACAGACAAGAACGACCAUGCCCCUGAGUUCACACAUCCGCUGUUUGAAGCAUCUGUGAACGAGGGGGCGACAGGGGUCGUGGUCAACCUCACAGUAGACGACAGAGAUGAUCCAGCCACGGAGGCGUGGAGAGCUAUCUACUCUAUAAUUAACGGAGAUCCCACACAGAGCUUUGAGAUCCAAACCAACCCAGACAAUAAUGAGGGAAUGCUGUCAGUUGUCAAGCCUCUGGACUACGAGGCCACAGCGUUCCACACGCUUCUCAUCAAAGUAGAAAACGAGGAUCCGCUGGUUCCUGAUGUUGGCUACGGCCCCAGCUCCACAGCCACCGUCCAUGUCACAGUCCUAGAUGUCAACGAGGGUCCUGUCUUCUUCCCAGACCCCCUGACAGUGACCAGGAUGGAAAACAUCCCUGUGGGCAGCUUUGUGGCUUCACUCAAUGCCACAGAUCCAGAUAUAUUACAGAUACAGAGCGUCAGGUAUGCUGUUCUGCGAGACCCAGCAGGCUGGCUGAGUGUGAACCCAGUCAGAGGAACUGUCAACACUUCAGCCUCACUGGACCGGGAGUCUCCUUAUGUCCAUGACAAUAAAUACACAGCUGUCUUCAUUGCCACAGAUAACGGCCAACCUCCAGCCACAGGUACUGGCACAUUGGUCAUCCACCUGGAAGACUAUAAUGACAAUGCCCCCUACGUGGUCCCAUCGGUAGCUCGAGUAUGUGAAGAUGCCCAUGAUAUGAACGUGGCCAUAGUUGGGGGACGAGACAAGGACCUCCCACCCAACGGCGCACCCUUUAAGAUAGAACUGGGAAAACAGCCCGGUCUAGACAACACAUGGAAAGUUACCAGGGUUAACUCCACACACUCCCAAAUCAUGCUUUUGCACAGUCUGAAGAAAGCCAACUACCAGCUUCCGUUGCUCAUCACCGACUCAGGGGUGCCCCCUUUGUCCAACAACACAGAGGUCAAAGUUCAGGUGUGCGUCUGUAAGAAGAACAGGAUGCACUGCAGCUCUGCUCACUCCCACCGCGCCAGCCUUCUCGUGCUGCUCGCGACACUCCUGCUCGCCCUACUCUCUAUCGACCACUCUCUGUCUCUCGGUGGGCCAGGGAACACUGCGAAGGCUGAGCUACUGUCCUGGUCAGGGAAGAGCAUUGACUUUUUGAUGUGUUCUUUUCUUUUCUUGUCACAGACUGUGUUUGAUCUUGUUUCCCUCUUUAAGUGGAAAGAACAAAGCCUGUUUUCUUUGUCUGCAGUGGUUGUGGUCUUUUAGGACAAGGUGGUAGCCAUAAGCCUUCAAAGUCAGAAACUCUCUGGAGUCGUUUCUUCGAUUUUGCUUCUGUUUUUAUUGCAUUAGUUGUCAUGGAGUGGAAAACAGUAUAUCUUUAUAGUAACGGUGUAAACCUAAAAAAAAAAAAAAAAGUACUAUUAUAUAAAUAUUUUAUUUUUUACCAUUGUAUAAAUAUACAGUAUUGAUUAACUUAUGUACUUUGAUUGCAAGUUCUUUGAUCACCCACACAGUGAGUAAAUAAAAAAGGAAACCUUUUUUUCUGUGAAUUUUAGGCACUAUUUCUAAAGCUAUUGAUGUGUUGACUAUUUUCUUGUAACCUCUUUUUUUUGUUUUUUUUACUUUUAAAUCUGUGAUUAAUUGCAGAAUCAGGAGUCUUGUUUUGAUGACUGCCAUGUGUUUAGGUUUGAUUUUGUCUCCCGUCAGUUCUGCCCUCUCUCUCCAUCUCCCAUUACAAGUCACAAGAAGAUGUGUAAGAAGAAAACAAAGGCUGUGGUUUUGGUGGAUAGUUUCGCUUUUUUUCUCUUGCGCUCAUCAAGAGAACGUAGCGUGUGUGGAUUUGUGUGGACGACCACCUUAAAGAAAAAGAUGACAUUUUGAAUGAGUUACGUUUGUCUUUUGCACUAAUUUAAUAAAGCCGUUACUGAAAAUUCCCACAACGCUGUUCUGCAAAUUGUGUUCACUGAAAUGCCAUUUGACCUCUAGUGAAAGGAGUUGUGCACACAUUUACAGCAGUUGUUACCAUGUGAGAAUGUCAUUAACAUUUUUGCAUUUUAGUCAAGCUCACUUAAAGGAAUAGCUAGACAUUUUUGAAAAUUUGUUUAUUUAAAAGCCAACAUCUGGAGGCUGGUUACCACAGUGAUUUGUUUUGGUUGAUCAGCUAAUGA
Molecule: messenger RNA, 3321 nt
Organism: Toxotes jaculatrix (banded archerfish)
Lineage: Eukaryota; Metazoa; Chordata; Actinopteri; Toxotidae
Gene: cdh13
Product: cadherin 13, H-cadherin (heart)
Exons: 15
Coding region: 77-2419 (780 amino acids)
Biological process (GO): cell-cell junction assembly; calcium-dependent cell-cell adhesion; cell morphogenesis
Cellular component (GO): catenin complex; adherens junction; plasma membrane
Molecular function (GO): calcium ion binding; cadherin binding
Source: RefSeq, a predicted model, not a curated record